GUUUUAAUUGAUAGUGCUGCUACGGGCGCUGUCGUCGUAUCUCGCUAGAGCUUUACCGGUUUUUUCAGCUUAUACUUCGGAAUUUGUACAGACACACUUCAUACUGUUUUCAUUUUUGAAUAUUUUGAUACAAUGGAGUUCUAAAUAUGCUUCCUAAGUACUCAAGCCAAUCUGCAAUAAUCUUCAAGAGAGAAACCCUUUCCACCGAUGGAAAAGUCACUAGUGCGCUUUCCUAUGAACGCUCAGCGCCCCAGCAACUCCGAAAGAAGAGAUGGCAAAAUGUGCAUCAGCCAGCCGGUAUCUUCAUCAAGCCGGAAGUCCUGCCCAAGCAGAUCUCAGGUCAGAAACAGGCAUUCCAAGCAAAGUUCCAAACGGCAUGUAGAUUUGGUGACUGAUUACAAGACAAGACCAGACCGUAUGAACUUUAGAUGUUCAGAAAGUGAAAAGUCACUCGAAAUUCAAGUAGAUGGCUAUGUGCAAGUCUCAAGCCAGUUUGUUCUAAUUCCGGGUUCCACAUACUUCAAAACUAAUAACGACGGGAGUCCUCCACAAUGGGAGGAAGUCUCGUUCGUGAAAGUUCUGAACAAAGGCGAUUUAGUGUGCCCUAUAUGUCUAUAUCCUCCCGUCACGCCACGAAUGGGAAAAUGUGGACAUAUCUACUGUUGGCCCUGUGCAUUACAAUAUAUAAAAUACGAAAAUGAAUCCGACAUCAAGAAGUGUUCUGUCUGUCCGUCCCUGUUGGCGCUUAAUGAGUUGAAGAGGGUAUCCUUAACCUGUAUUACCCCAACGAAGGUCGGUGACGAGAUACGUUUGGAACUAGUUAAGCGUUCAGGACCUUGUGUAACUCCUCUUUUAUCUCAAACUUGUGAAUCUACAUCUGGGCCACUUUUCGAGUGUGUAUGCGUCGCUGAUCCAAUAACAAUAAAGAACAUUCACGAGUCUGAGAUUGAUGAACUUCGUACGUAUAGAACUAUUUGUGAAGUAGAUGAAAACAACAUGGAGCUGAUUCCGUUCAUUGACUUUGUAUUUGAAGAGCUGAGUCAGGAAGAAUUGCUUCAAAAACCUUGCAGUAACAGUUCAGCUAAGCCUUGUGAAUCUUGCAGUCAAGAUAUUAAUGAAGUUUCUACAAAUAAAACCUACUUUUACCAAGCUGCAAAUAGUCAACCUAUUUUCUUGGAUAGCCUAGGUUGGCGAUGUCUGCUAACCGAGUACACAGAGGUGCAAAACCUUCCGAAAGAGAUUGUCGCAACUGUCGUAUCAACCAGAAGUUUUCGGAUGAAUCCAUCUUUACGAAAACCACUGAGAUACCUGAACCAUUUACCUGACGGAUACGCUUUCAAUUUAGUGGAAAUAAAGCUAGAACCACCGUUGGUAUCUGAGCUAACACUAUCUCAUUUUGCAACAGCUUUGAAUAACCGUGCAUUGGAACGAGAUCGAAGUCGUCUUGAGGAUCUGAAACUCACUGAGCUGAAAGAGGCAGCUGAAAACCAAUUUAUGUCAUUGCCUCCGGGCUUUGUUCUCAGUGGUCAUGCAACCUUAUCACAUAAACAAGAAGCACAACUUGAUCCGUCAAAUUUUGUCCCACUGUCAUCUGCAACGCAAAAUACCAAAUGGAAAAACACUCUACCAAUUAGUUUUGCUGAAGUUUCUCGCUCUGGUGCACUCAAUGUUGUUGGUCCAGAUCGUGUCGCUCAUUUCUCCCGAAGUCCUCCGAAUCCAACAGAUCCUAAGGGCUUCGAUAUUAAUUCUGAAUAUUGGCCUACUCUGGGUCAGGCUUCGAAAAGCUGAAGAAAUUAUUCAACGGACGUAAUUGGUCAGUUUCUAACUUACUCGAGUUCCAAGUAAACUAUAUAUUAUAUCUUACAAAACGGACAAGAUUUUUUGCUGUGGCUUGGCAAGCCUAUUGUAACGCUUAAAAGGUUUUCAGAUGAGGUAUUUAUGACUGUAACUUAAGAAAUACAUGGAUAUGCUUACAGA
Molecule: messenger RNA, 1977 nt
Organism: Schistosoma turkestanicum
Lineage: Eukaryota; Metazoa; Platyhelminthes; Trematoda; Strigeidida; Schistosomatidae
Source: the annotation of a GenBank genome assembly